ACAACGACAAACUCCAUUUAUACAACCACUAUUUUUUUUGAUAAUUCAUUUAUACAACUACUAGCUCGUGACCAUCAUCUCCCAACAAAUUAACACUUCAUUUCUCUCUCUCUCUCUCUCUCUCUCUCUCUCUCUCUCUCUCUAAAAUCAUAUUAGCAACAAAAAUAGAAUUAUAAAAUGAUUGAAGAAUCUGCAUCUGAAGAAAUAGGAUCUUCAAUAUGGGCAUUCAUCAACACUCCCACCGCUCUUUUCAUCCUCCUCAAUCUCAUGAUUCUCACCAUUUUCUUCACCUCCACAUUUUCUCUCUCUAAAAAUCACAACGUCGCUAAAUCACCAACACAAUCACUUCUCCAACGCAUUAAAUCCAUCGACUUUAAUCAGCGACCAAACCCAGAAGAUUCCGACACACUGCAGCAGUCCCACUACUUCUUCCAAGAAAAUCUUGAAAUUUCUCACUCACAAUCACAACAACCACCCCAAUACAUCAUUUCCGACCAAACCCACCAAAUUAAUCCUCAACAAACACCAACCCAUCUCGUUUUUGAGCAAAAAGAUUCCAACUUUGAAGAUUUUCAUCAGGCCCGUGACGAAGAAAAAAAUGUACUUGAUGAGCAGAGUAUGUGUAUGACAGACAGUCACUUUAUUAGUAGGACUAAAUCGGACACCGAGCCAGCUUCCGGUGAGUUUCCGACCAAACUUCCGGCAAGAAUGAGGAAGUCGGCGAGUUUGAAAUCGGCGUUCGGGCAUUUCGAGGAGGAGGAGGUUGUGGUGGAGGCGAGGCGGCCGGCGACUGUGAGGGUGACGGGGAAUGCUAAAGUGACCGGCGGUGACGAAGAGGUGGAUGCGAAAGCAGAUGAUUUCAUCAACAGGUUUAAGCAGCAGCUGAAGCUUCAGAGGCUUGACUCCAUUAUCAGGUACAAGGACAUGAUUGGGAGGGUUACUGGGGGAGGGUAAUAUAUGCUAUUCUACGUUUUCAAGGGGGUUGUUUUGUAAUAUUUUUUACUUCUGGGGCUGUUUGUAAUUUUGAGUAACUUCUGGGGUUUUGGCAUAGAAUAGGUCAAUAGAUGGUGGUAAAUGUAAAAUGCGGAUCUGAUGCUGUCUGAGCAUGUGAUUGGUUGCACGCACCGUUUCGGUAAAUGGUCUGGUUUUGGAUGGGUAUUUUUGUCAUUUAGCAUUCAUUUGAGGGACUAAAUAUUCACUUUAAUAUUAAUUUAAUUAGUGGAGGUAAGCUUACAGAU
This is a messenger RNA of Erythranthe guttata (spotted monkey flower), 1238 nucleotides long. RefSeq lists its product as uncharacterized. The record is from RefSeq and is a predicted model, not a curated record. Lineage: Eukaryota; Viridiplantae; Streptophyta; Magnoliopsida; Lamiales; Phrymaceae.